Molecule: messenger RNA, 3426 nt
Organism: Closterium sp. Naga37s-1
Lineage: Eukaryota; Viridiplantae; Streptophyta; Zygnematophyceae; Desmidiales; Closteriaceae
Source: the annotation of a GenBank genome assembly
AUGGCUCUGCUUCACCGCCCCGCAUCGUUGCUACAUCCGCUGCACCAACGCGCCUCGCAAGCACCACCAUCGCGCUCUGUGCCGUCGAUUCGGUCGUCCAUGCCGAUCGGACGGCCAUCGCGAGGCGUGCCGGGUAGCAUGACUCGCCCUGCGAGGCGGCGAGGCGGCGCCGUGGUGCGCACGUCGCUGUGGGACGCCGUGCAAGGCAGCGGCAGUGGGGAGGGCGGGGGGCAGCAAUGGGGGCUGGCAGUAUCAGGGGAGGAGCCGCUGGGGUACAGCGAUGAGGAGGGCGAAGGCAUCGUUCCUCUCACUGACGACGCAGAGGCGUUCGGCCCUGAGGCGUUGCUACUGCUUGGCUUAACACCUGACGAGAUUGAAAAGGUUCGAGCAGCACUGGAUGAAGCAGAGGCCAGCUUCAUCUCGCUGCUAUCAGCGGACGAGUCAGUGGCGGACGUCACUCUGUGGGACGCCAUGGAGAGGGCCGCCCAGCCCUUCCCCUCCAUGCCCGCGCCCUCUGUAGCCUCUGCCUCGCAAUCACAGGCAAGUGACAGCAGCAGCCAAUGGCCGAACAACGUGGGCGAGCGGGUGUGCAUCGUGUCGGGGUUGUCGGGCAUUGAGAUCAUGGACCUGGUGGAGAUCAUCAGCAGCCUGGACAUCCCCCCCAUGGUGUACGCAGCCAUGGUGCCAAAGUCAGCAGCCCGGCCAGUGAGGGAGGUGGUGGAGGAUCUGGUGGCAGACCACCGCAUGCUCCGCCUAGACGCCUGCCUCGCCGCGAUGCACACGUGGCUGUACCGCGUGAACGCGGUUGUCACGCUCUCCGUCUUUCUGCUCAUCGGCCUCAGCGUGCUCGCGUCGCUCUCCGAGCGCCUCCACUCGUCCGCCCCGACCGUCGAUCUGGACCUGCUGGACGUGGAGCACUUCUGGAGGAUACCGGGCGGUCCCUUCCAGGGCAACGAUGAGGCCGUGUUGACGCUCAACAUCACCGCCAACCUCACGUCAGUCUUCACCUGGAACACCAAGCAGCUGUUUGUGUUUGUCACUGCAGACUUUUCAACCCCAAAGCAUCCUCUCAAUCAGGUGUCGCUGUGGGAUGCCAUCGUGGAGCACAAGGAGGACGCAGCGCUGCAGUUCACGAGGGAGAUCAGCGAGUACUCGCUCAUGGACCAGGUCAGCACCAAUCCACAUUCACGACCAGGUGCCCUCGUCUUCGAGCUCUUCCCUCACCAGUUAUUGCGCUGUUUUCCACGUUCCUUCUCUGUUCCCGUUUCUUGUCGCCACUCCCUUUUCGCGCGCGCCCUUGUCUCUCUCACUCGCACAUGGCAGGGGAACAGCCUGAGGGGGCUGCCGUUCAACCUGACGGGCUACUGGAACGUGAUGCCCAUAGUUGGCGGCCUCUCCAUCACGUUUCAUGUCGCCAACUGCCUCUUACGCGUGUGUCCUUUCCUUGCCUCUCUCACUCGCACAUGGCAGGGCAACAGCCUGAGGGGGCUGCCCUUCAACCUGACGGUCUACUGGAACGUGAUGCCCAUAGUGGGCGGCCUCUCCAUGGACUGCAUCUCCUUCUCCGGCUUCACCAUGCCGCCCAACUACCGCCCCUUCCACCUCCCGCGCGACCCCUCGCGCUUUGGCGCGCAGCAGCACCACAUGCACGACAUGCACUUUGAGCAGGAUGUGGAGGGGCAUGAGGAUGGGGAUGAUGGUGAAGGGUUUGAGUCCACACUCGGUCCCCUUCCGUCCCACACACGCACUCCCCUCCAUCGCUCACGCUGCCUCGCGAGACAGAGCACGCUCCCUCCCCUCCCGUCUCCUUCGCGCAAUCCCCAUUGUCGCGCACGCUCUGUUCCGUCGCGGAUUACAAAUUCCUUCCCAUCGCCCACGCGGGAGCGCCGAGACCGAUCACGCACACUCCCUUCCGUCGCACACGCGCACUACGUUCCCGCCGCAAACGCGCACUCCCUUCCGUCACCCACGCGCACUCCGUCAGUUACCUCGGCCCACGCCCACUCCCUUCUGUUGGCCACGCUCAAGACCUUCCCGUCGCCCAUGCUCACUCCCUUCCCAUCGCCUACGCGCAAUCGUUCCGUCGCCCACUCUCAAUCACUUCCCUCGCCCGCGCUCGCUCCUUUCCCGUCGCUCACGCUCACUCCCUUUCCUUCGCCUUCGCGCAAUCCUUACAUCGCACAAUCUCACCCCCGCUCGUCGCACACGACCAAUUCCCUCUCGCCGCACGCUGCCGCCUGCGCCGGGCACUCUCUUUCAAUCUCCUCCCGCCGUCCACGCGCACUCCAUCCCGGCGCUGCACGACGACUCCCCUUCCGCCGCCCAUGCUCACUCCCUCCCGCCGCGACGGUCCCCUCCGUCGCACAUGCUCACUCCCCUCCGUCGCCCACGCCCACUCCCUCUCGUCGCGUUCACUCCUCCCCGUCGCGCACGCUCUUUCCCCAUCCGUCGCCCACACUCACUGCCCGUACGUCGUACACUCUCACUCCCUUCCGUCGCCCACGCCCACCUCCCUCCUGUCGCCUUCGCUCAUUCCCCUAUGUAUCCCACGCUCACUCCCCUUCCGCCACCCAUGCUCGCUCCCUCCAAGUCGCGUUCGGCCCCAUCCGUCGCCCACCCUCACUCCAGUGCCGUCACACACGCACGCACCCUCCCCUCGACCGAGAAGGCAUUCUCCGCUUCCGUCGCAUACGCGUUCAUCUCCCCAUCCCUCAUCUCUCCAUCCCUCACAUCCCCAUCCCUCAUCUCCCUGUCCCUCAUCUCCUCAUCCCUCAUCUCCCCGUCCCUCAUCUCCCCAUCCCUCAUCUCCCCAUGCCUCAUCUCCCCGUCCCUCAUCUCACGUCCCUCCUCUACCCAUCCCUCACCUCCCCAUCCCUUCCCUCCCCAUCCCCACCUCCCCAUCGCCUUCCCUCCCCAUCCCUCACCUCCCCGUCCCUCACCUCCCCAUCAUCUCACCUCCCCGUCCCUCAUCUUACCAUCCCUCUUCACCCCAUCCCUCAUCUCCCUAUGUCUCACCUCCCCCCUCAUCUCCCCAUUCCCUCAUCUCCCCGUCCCUCAUCUCCCCGUCCCUCAUCUCUCCGUCCCUCAUCUCCCCGUCCCUCAUCUCCCCAUCCUCAUCUCCCCAUCCCUCACCUCCCCAUCCCUCUCCUCCCCAACCCACACCUCCCCAUCCCGCAUCUCCCCAUCCCUCAUCUCCCCAUCCCUCAUCUCCCCAUUCCGCCUCACCCCAUUCCGCCUCAACCCAUUCCGCCUCAAUUCCGCCUCACCCCAUUCCGCCUCAACCCAUUCCGCCUCAAUUCCGCCUCACCCCAUUCCGAGGUUCCCCAUUCCGCCCCAUUGGCGCUGGGGAAGGGAGUGUGUGGCGCUGGGGAAGGGAGUGUGAGGCGAUGGGGAAGGGAGUGUGAGGCGAUGGGGAGGGGAGUGUGA